AUGGGUUUUCCCAAGAGGUGGUGCGACUGGAUUAAAGGUAUGUGUCUCUCCUCAAGAGCCGCGGUUUUGGUUAAUGGUUCUCCUACUUUUGACUUCCGGUGCGAGAAGGGUCUUCGGCAAGGCGAUUCACUGUCGCCAUUUUUAUUCUUGAUAGUUAUGGAAGCUCUUUCUUGGAUCCUUAACAAAGCCAAGGAUAUUGGCGUUUUUAAAGGUAUUAACUUUUCUGAAGACGAACCAGAUUUGACUCAUCUUUUGUAUGCGGACGAUGCUCUCAUUUUGGGGGAAUGGACGUGCGAGAAUAUUAAGAGCAUUGCCCGGGUCCUUCGCAUUUUCUAUUUAUGCUCGGGUCUCCGGAUAAAUCUCCAUAAAUCAAAUAUUUAUGGUGUUUGUACGGAUGACUUGGAGGUGGACAAUAUGAUGGAAGUCUUAGGUUGUAAACGUGCAGAUUUUCCCUUCACUUACCUUGGAAUCAAAGUCGGGGCUAAGAUGACGCGUAUUUUUAAUUGGGAGCCGGUUGUUGAUGUCAUCAAAGGGCGUUUAGCUGUUUAG
Helianthus annuus (common sunflower) is the source of this 549-nucleotide messenger RNA. RefSeq lists its product as uncharacterized. The coding region runs from base 1 to 549 and encodes 182 amino acids. The transcript has a single exon. NCBI's taxonomy places the organism in Eukaryota, Viridiplantae, Streptophyta, Magnoliopsida, Asterales, Asteraceae. The record is from RefSeq and is a predicted model, not a curated record.